This is a messenger RNA of Protobothrops mucrosquamatus (brown spotted pit viper), 3019 nucleotides long. RefSeq names its product alpha-1-macroglobulin-like. The annotation marks the transcript as partial. Lineage: Eukaryota; Metazoa; Chordata; Lepidosauria; Squamata; Viperidae. The transcript has 23 exons. The record is from RefSeq and is a predicted model, not a curated record. Gene Ontology annotation, molecular function: endopeptidase inhibitor activity.
AUGGAGUGUGGAUAUAGUUUUACUGGGAAAGAACAUCUUACUCAUCAUGAAAGGAUCCAUGCAGGGAGGAAAUGGACAAAUUGGAAAAGCCUCCAGCAAUAUGUAGUGUUGGUGCCCAGCACGAUCCACAUGGAGACCUCUGAGAACUUCUGCAUCCAGAUGAACCAUCUGAAGGAAACACUCACCUUGACCAUCUUUCUGGAAUACGGGAGCCAGAAUUUGAUCCUGAAUCAAGUGACGGUAGAAGAGAAAGAUGGAUUUCGGUGUGUUCCUUUCCAGAUUCCCAGGUGGAGCAACAUUUCACCCCCAUCGGAAGCCAUUCUUGUGUUGAGAGCAAAUGGGUUAACCCAGAAUUUCUGGAGCCGCAAAAAAGUGCAGAUUGAGCAAGCAAAGGAUCUGCUUUUCAUCCAGACAGACAAACCAAUCUACAAACCGAAGCAAGAAGUUCAGUUUCGCAUCGUCUGUAUGGAUAAAGAUUUCCGUCCCAUGAAGAGAAAGUUUCCAGUUGUGUACAUCCAGGAUCCCAAAAACAACCGGGUGUUCCAGUGGAGAGAUGUGGAGGUUCUGAUGGGCAUAAUCCAGCUUUCCUAUUCUCUGUCUUCUGAUCCCCGCUUGGGCACCUACCAAGUGGUGGUAGAGAAAGACUCCACAAAGGUUGCUGAAUACAGCUUUGAGGUGGACGAAUAUGUUCUGCCCAAGUUUGAGGUUUUGAUGAAGGCCCCCAAGCUAAUCCAGAUUUUAACUAAGGAGAUAAAAGUCAGUGUGUGUGGCAGGUAUACCUAUGGGAAACCUGUGCCCGGCCUGGUGAAGCUGCGCCUCUGCCGGCAACCCGAACGAUUGCCUUUCCAGUGUAAUAGCGGUAAAAGUCUGUGUAAAGAAUUUGAUGGGGUGGAAUCGAAUGGCACAGAAUCCAUUGAGAUCACAUCCACAGUGAGCAAAGUUAUCUUUGAAAACCCAGACCGUUACUAUAAACCCGGCAUUCCCUAUGUUGUGAAGGUGAAGCUGGUAGACAGUACCGAGUUGCCUAUGGGCAAUGAAACAGUGCAGCUUUUGAUAUUGUCAAGACACCAGGAGAUGACUCAAGUGACGGAUGCUGAGGGGCGAGCCCAAUUUUCCAUCGACACCACCGAUUUCAGACGUGACCUUUUGACUCUUAAGGCUAUGUAUCAAGUCAGUUCUCAGUGUGGUAGCAUCUACUGGGUUACACCCCAGCACAAUGAGGCAUUUCACACAGCGAAUGCGGUUUCUUCUCCAAGCCAAAGUUACCUACAUAUCGAGCCUGCGUCAGAGACUCUAAGCUGCGGCCACCGUGAGCCAGUUCGGGUGCGUUACAUCCUUAACCGAGGUGAUGAGACGGAGGACAAGAUUGUCUUCUAUUACAUGGUCAAGGCUAAGGGGAACAUCAUACGAACAGGGACACACAGGCAGCCAGUGGAACAGGGAAAAGAACCCAAAGGGGACUUCCUUUUGAAUCUCUCGGUGGAUGUUGACAUGGCUCCCAAGACCCACUUGCUUGUCUACACCAUUUUGCCCAGUGGAGAACUCAUUGCUGACUCGAGAGAUUUCACCAUAGAAAAGUGCUUUUCUAACAAGGUAAAACUCUGGUUCUCUGAUCAACAAGGCCUGCCUGGCCAGAAAACCCAACUCCAUCUUUCAGCCUUCCCCGGUUCCCUCUGUGCCAUCCACGCUGUUGACCAGAGUGUCUUUCUCUUGAAACCUGAAACUGAGAUCUCCCCUGAGAAGGUUUACAAUUUCCUGCCCAAGAAAGAGCGCAUCAUCUCUGAUGACCUCAUUUUGGAUGAAACCAAUCUUCAUCCCUGCCCUGAAGAACCAUUCAGGCCUGAAAAUAUUGGCUUCGGCACAUUGCAUUUUUUUUCCGAGGAUGGGGAUUCUUACAAAAUAUUCAGGGACUUUGGCUUGAGCAUUUUUACAAACACCAAGCUGCGCAACCCGCACAACUGCUUCAACCUUGGCUUCCGGAGCCCGGAUCGGGCUGCUUGGGAGCUGCAAAAUCGCUCUGGAACCAUAGAUCUGGGCGGCAGAGGCCUUUUCCAGGCCUCCGGAGCCUGGAUCGGGUUGCUGAGGGUCCACAAAAUCACUCUGCAGCCAUACCUGUACUCCCGCUGGCAGCUUAGAAGGAACCAGUUCUUCUGUUCAAAAAGAAGUGAUUCUCAAAGAAAUAGCCCUUCUCACCUCCUUGGUUCUGGCAGAAGGAGGGAUGUAUCUAAAGAAUCCAAGGAGAUUGCUCUUCCUGUGACCAUCCCGGACACCAUCACCGAAUGGAAAGCUGGAGCUUUCUGUCUUUCAGCAGACACUGGCUUUGGCCUGGCCCAGCCCGCUUCUCUGACGGCUUUCCAGCCAUUCUUCAUUGAACUCACUUUACCCUAUUCCGUGGUGCGAGGAGAAGCCUUCCCACUCAAGGCUACAGUCUUCUCCUACCAGGAUUACUGCAUCCGGGUCAGAAUAUCUCUGGCUCCUUCUGCUGACUUUGAUGCAUCCCCUAUGGAGAAGGAGGAGGAUUCCUAUUGUAUCUGUGCAAGCGGAAGAAAAACAGUGCCAUGGAUGGUGACCCCUAAAAUUCUAGGGGAGAUAAACAUCACAGCAAGUGCAGAGGCUGUGAGCUCAAAUCAGCUCUGUGGGAAUGAAGUAGUGGAGGUGCCCACCAUCGGAAACAAAGACGUCAUGAUCAAGUCACUAUUAGUUGAGCCUGAAGGGAUCGAGAAAGAAGUGGUCUUCAACUCUCAUCUCUGUGCAGAUGGAAAACCUAAGUCCGAAUCUAUUCCUCUGACAUUACCGGAAAAUGUUGUUGAAGGCUCAGCCAGGGCCUCCUUUUGUGUGCUGGGAGACGUUCUCGGGGGAGCGAUACAGAACCUCCACCAGCUUCUCAAGAUGCCCUACGGCUGUGGGGAGCAGAACAUGGCCCUCUUUGCCCCCAAUAUCUACAUCCUGAACUAUCUCAAAAAGACUGGACAACUGACCGAGGACAUCAAAUCCAAGGGCAUCGGAUAUUUAGUGGCUG